This is a messenger RNA of Poeciliopsis prolifica (blackstripe livebearer), 5331 nucleotides long. It is a transcript of the gene dennd4a, whose product is annotated as DENN/MADD domain containing 4A. Gene Ontology annotation, biological process: regulation of Rab protein signal transduction. Gene Ontology annotation, cellular component: cytoplasmic vesicle. Bases 233 to 5290 code for a protein of 1685 amino acids. Gene Ontology annotation, molecular function: protein binding. Lineage: Eukaryota; Metazoa; Chordata; Actinopteri; Cyprinodontiformes; Poeciliidae. The transcript has 30 exons. The record is from RefSeq and is a predicted model, not a curated record.
UCGGGAUAAAAACGCUCCUCUGCUCUACGCCGUGUAUUUAUUUGGAUCCUUAUUCUCUGCGGGAUUUUUCUAACACACUGACAUAACAAGAUUAUAAGCAGAAUUUUUUUUAACAAUAGUCAAAGUGAGCAAAGAGCAAAGCGUUUUUAUUUUUCCUAAGAAAUCCAGAGGCGCUAUCACAUUCCGCAGAUCACCCUUCUGUCUUCGUGAUCUCAUAGUGUGGGAAUGGGACAUGAUGGAGGAUAAAGGGCCCCGUGUCGCCGACUACUUUGUGGUUGCUGGCCUCACCGAUUCAUUCAAGCCCCUGGAGGAGGACCUGCACUUUGAUGAUGCCUGCACCAAGUCUGUUAAACCCAAAGCCCCUAUUACUGACGUUGCUGUAGUGAUACGGUCCCUCGGCGAAGAGGUGCCCUCGGGCUUCACCUGUGUGGAGAGCACGCCCUCAGGCCUCUCAGCAGAGCUUAAUGGAGCCAGCCUUCGGGGCCCACAGAUCUUCUUGUGCUACAAGAGAGGCAGAGAUAAGCCUCCACUAACAGAUCUCGGUGUUCUGUAUGAGUGGAAAGAGAAGCUGAAGCCUGGAUGCCACAUCGUUCAGACCACGCCCUCAGGCCGCCCCGCCAACAUCAGCAGCUCGUCCUCCCAACGCAUCUACGUCACGUACCGGCGCGCCCCGAAGAGCCAGCCUCACACCUCCCUGGCUGUCACCGACAUCUGCGUCAUUGUACCUGGCAAGGGAGAGACGCCUCCUCACACCUUCUGCAAGGUGGACAAGAACCUCAACAGCAGCAUGUGGGGAUCUUCGGUCUACCUUUGCUAUAAGAAGUCUCUUGCUAAAGCUAACACAAUUGCAUACAAAGCAGGUUUGUUGUGCAGGUAUCCUGAAGAGGACUAUGAGUCUUUCCCACUGCCUGAGUCUGUCCCCAUGUUUUGCCUGCCCAUGGGGGCUAUGAUUGAGUGUUGGCCAGCUCACACCAAACACUCUCUGCCUGUUUUUUCCACAUUUGUACUGACGGGUGCUUCUGGGGAGAAGGUGUACGGAGCAGCUAUCCAGUUCUAUGAGCCUUACCCAGAGGAGAACCUUUCGGAGUGUCAGCGCUCACAACUCGGCCUGCCGAGCUGUCAUCUUGGAUCUGACAGCAGCAGAAAUGUUUACAACAAUAAGAGCAUCUGCUUACUCUCACACUGGCCCUUCUUCCAGUCCUUCAAGAGCUUUCUCACUUUCCUCUACAGAUAUUCCAUCUCUGGGCCGCAUGCACUGCCAAUUGAAAAGCACAUAUCUCACUUCAUGAAAAAUGUUCCAUUUCCCUCCAUCCAGAGGCCAAGAAUCCUUGUCCAGUUGUCACCACAUGACAGCUUGAUUCUGAGCCAACCAGUGUCCUCUCCACUGCCUCUUAGCGGUGGGAGUCUCUCCACACUCCUGCUGAAUUUGGGGCCUAAAAACGCAGUCACUCUGCUCGUGCUGGCCGUCACUGAGCACAAGAUCCUGGUUCAUUCCUUACGUCCAGCUGUUCUCACCAGUGUCACUGAGGCUCUUGUGUCUAUGAUCUUUCCUUUCCACUGGCCUUGUCCCUAUAUCCCCCUGUGUCCGCUGGCCCUGGCAGAUGUUCUUAGCGCACCCUGCCCGUUUAUCGUGGGUUUGGAUUCCCGAUACUUUGACCUUUAUGUGCCUCCUGCUGAUAUCAGCUGUGUUGAUUUGGACACCAACACCAUCUCCCAAAAAGACGAAAAGAAGGCUCUAACAUGGAAAAUUUUACCCAGGAGAGCCUGUAAACAUCUUCUGAACAGCCUGAAUAAGCUCUAUCAGCAGCUCACAGAGGGUUGCCAGUUAAACCGUGAUGAUGUGCAGAUGGACCACACCAUGACUGACAGUGAGCUUUACGGAGGAAAGAGCCUCCACACUCUUGAGCUGGAGAUCCAAGAAGCUUUCCUCCGCUUCAUGGCAGCCAUCCUUCGAGGCUAUCGCUCCUGCUUGCAGCCCAUCACCCAAGCUCCCUCUGAGAAAACAACGGAUGUCACCUCCCUGUUUGACCUCCAAGGCUUCCUGAAGAGCAGAGACCGCUCCCAUCAGAGGUUUUAUUCCCUCAUGACGAAGACUCAGAUGUUCAGUCGCUUCAUUGAAGAGUGCUCCUUUGUCAGUGAUAAAGAUGCCAGCCUGGCUUUCUUUGAUGAGUGUGUUGAUAAGUUAUUCACCUCUGGUUGCAAGAUGGAUAGCGAGCGGCCAGAGGACACCAGGAUGAUUGAGCUGGAUGAAUCCCACCGCAGUGAGCACACAGUUUAUAUCAACCCUCCAGAACUGCCUCCUCUGCCUCAAGGAGAAGAACAUCCUCUGUGCUAUAGCUACUCCGGGUUUCCGGUGCUGAGAUCUGAUCUUUUGGAGACCAUGGAAGGACCAAAUUCUAACUUAGCAGGCAUUGCUCCACGCCACAGCACCCCAGCCAGCCCCACGGCGAUCUUUAGACGUUCAAAACAGGAGAUCAAAUCCGCUCAGAAGAUGGCCAAAACACACUCAUCUAUGCCUCAGAUGUGGUCUAAGUGUUUGCUUCGGCACUGCUACGGCUUAUGGUUUAUUUGCCUGCCAGGGUUUGUGGAAAACUGUCACUCCAAGGUGCGAGCAUUGCGGACCGCUUACGAUGUCUUAAGAAAGAUGCAAGACAAGAAGCUGCAGGCUCCUGAUGAGGUGUGUUACCGUGUGUUGCUGCAGUUGUGCGGUCAGUACAGUCAGCCAGUGUUGGCCGUCAGGGUGCUGUUUGAGAUGAAGAAGGCAGGAGUUCAGCCCAAUGCUAUAACUUAUGGAUACUAUAACAAGGCGGUGCUAGAGAGCACCUGGCCCUCCACUACCAGAGGAGGAUAUUUCUUGUGGGGGAAACUGAGGAACGUGAUACUCGGUGUGCUUCAGUUCAAGCAGGCAGGAAAAAAGCAACACACUCCACACAAAGACCCCCAGCUUUCAGAUGGCAGUGAUCUUGACACAGUCAGCCAUGGCAGCUUAGACAGCACUAAUGACUCUGCGGAACGCACGUCCAUCGAUACUGACUUCACUAAAAUGGACUCCAGCGAUGAUGGAUUGAGUACAGGUGGACAGUCUGAUCAAGGCUACGAUUCCUUGUCAAAGGAGGAGGAGAGGCUGUGCAACAGAGAAAGCGAUAACUCGGCACCAGUGGAGGAAAAAGGGUUGAGGCAGCCCAACUGUGGCACCAGAGUUGCUUCCAGCCCUAAUGAGACUCUGCUUUGCCCGGCGCUGCCAAAGACAGAGAGGCCCAAAUCUUUGGACUUGUCUGGUGGACAGGGAUUAGUGAUGCUCACCGUCCCCCUAGUUUGUUCAACCAAACAGCUUCAUCUUAAUGCUGACAGAUUGCAUGGUGUGGAAGAAGAGGAUACAGAGACUGACAAGCAAAAAUCAGUCGGGGAGAGACAGAGAGAUAGAGAAACGGGGUAUGAUCCCUUGUCACAGAUGGGGGCAGCAGGAUCAGAACAGCCGUGUGACCUGGGUAAGGGUAACUCACCUCCUGCCGAAGAGACUGAAAUGUUCAUAAAUAACAGCAACAGCCCUUUGAACAGCCGCUCACCCAAUAUGGAACGGCAGAGUUCCUGUAGUCCACUGUUUCGCUCCAGCUCGUCAGCUCAGACAUCCCCACAGUCGUCCACACUCACCUGCUCCAACACACACCUCUCACUGCCCUUGAAAUCCAAGGAGAGGUUGAAGCCUUCGCCAUCUCUUCCUAUGGGCAUGUGUAACAAAGACAAGGAAAGACCUUCUUCCUUGGCUUUGCCCUCCUCGCCCAGUCCCUCCACCUCGUCAUUCUCCAUGGACUCACUGCUGACUCCGACUUUGGAUAUCUUCAAGAGCAGCGUCAUAUCCGCAGGAAAGGGUGUGGCGGAGAAGGCCAGUCGCCUCUACUCCCGUUUGUCAUCACAGACAUCAUUGACACAGGACGGAAACAGUGAUCGUAUGAGCGUUUCUUCUCUGACCUCAGCCGAGGUAGAAUGCUCCUCGCUGCCGGAUAGCGACGCCUGCCUGGAUCCUCAUGGCUUCACUUCACCUCAGCAUGGGAACAUGUCCCGGGUCAGGAGGAGCCCUGCCACAGCUCAGAAAACCAACCUGAGCAGCCCCAGCAGCCCCACAAGAGUGUUCAGACAUAACUCCUUCUCUGGUGGUUUAGCUCUUCAUUCUAAAGGCCCACGGACUCCAGAUUCUUCUCCUGAUGUCAGCCGCUUCCAGCCCAGUCCUAAUUACACCAUAGAGGUGAUGAUGUCUAGCUGCUCACUUUGUAAAACAUGUGACUGUCUGGUGUAUGAUGAAGAGAUCAUGGCCGGUUGGACAGCAGAUGACUCAAACCUCAACAGCACCUGUCCUUUCUGUGGCACUGCCUUCCUGCCUUUCCUCAAUGUGGAAAUCAAAGACCUGAGACCACAGAAUAGGUCAUCUAAGUGGAGUAAUCCUGUUAAAGAGGAGGACACGUCUGCACUGCUCAGCCCCGAAGCCAAAUUGUCUGAGGCAGCUCAGCCAUCUGCGUCUCCUGCUCUGGAGCAGAAGAGCAGCUGGAGUGUUUGCAAUGACGCCCCAGCCUUGGCACAAGCAUCAUCUCCUGAUCCAGUGACAGUGCCGUACCUGAGCCCCCUGGUUCUCUGGAAGGAGCUGGAGAGCCUACUGGUGAACGAGGGAGACCAGGCCAUCUCCUCCCCGAGCGUCGUUGACCAACAUCCCAUUGUCUUCUGGAACCUUGUGUGGUACUUCAGAAGACUGGAGUUGCCCAGUAACCUGCCUGCUCUUAUCCUGGCUUCCCAACAUUGUAGCGAUGGUGACCAGAUUCCCCAGACUGCUUCAUCUGAGGACAGCAAGCAGGUGCUGGUGAGGAUUAUGUGGGACAACCUGAAGCUGCACAAAGAUAAAGUUCAACCCUGCUAUGUCCUGUGGAACACACACUGUGGCAACUCUUUGAUCCGCUCUGGGUUAUGCGAAGAAGGGCAACUCUUCACUGUGGAGCUGCUGCAAGGCUUUGUGAGGAGCAUCAAGAAGAGCGACGUCUAUCAGCCCAUGAGCCAGAUCAUCCAGCUGCUGGGGCCCGAGUUGGGUUUCAAGAGACAGAGGAGCCUCUAUAGAGAUUUACUGUUUCUAACUCUUGUGGCUUUGGGGAAGAACAACAUAAAUAUCAAUGCCUUUGAUCGGGAGUACAGGUUGGCCUAUGAUCGCCUCUCCCCCAACCAAGUUAAACUGACACAUAACUGUGACAGGCCUCCGGGCGCUGGGGUCAUGGAGUGCAGGAGGACGUUUGGAGAGCCCAGUUUGUGAACGUCAUAAUUAUUUAAAUGUGUAUAUACAGUAUUUAUAUA